CUUACAUUGCUAAGAGCUUUAGAUUUCUAGUUCUGCACUCUAGUAGUUAUCCUAUCAAUUAAAUGUUGACACACCUAAAUUCUAGAACCCCCUAAUUAUUUCCACUCGAUUGAGCGAGAGUUUUGGAUAGAAGAGUGGAUACACUCCGAGAAGACUGCCUACGCAUUCGCAUAGGAAAGGAUAUUAAUACACCACUACGUCAAGAACUAAAUUUGAAACUACAACGAGAGAUAAUAAAAUUUCCAGUGAAACACGAGAAAUUACCCAUGUUUUGUUUCUCUUGUGGUAUAGUGGGACAUCCAAAAGCAUAUUGUCCAUGGAAAGCUGCCGAGGUUGCAGACAAAUAUGGGCUAGAGCUGCGAUUGGGAAUACCUCAAGGAAGAACCUGGCAAUCCAGAUAAGAAAAGGAGGAAACGGAUGAGCUUUGGAUGGUGCUAAGAGCCAAGUUCGAUAGGGAAACAAUCACAGAAAAGAUGAGAUUGGAAGCAUUGAGGCAACCUGAGAUAAGUUUGAAUGAGGAAACCAGUCUUGAGAUGGAAAAGAAGAGGAAAGAUGCGAAACAUAUCUAUGAGAAGCAGAAACAGAUAUAUAGUGUUGCAGAACAUGAGAAACACCCACCCGAGACAUACCAUGGGUCAGCAGAAGAAGCAUGGAACCAAAGGGAAACCACAGCAAGCAGAAAGCUACUUUGGGAGCAAAUGAGGGCCAAUGAGCAACAAGAACAAACGCCUGCAGAUGAAUCGAAUCAAGUAUUAACUGGAAGCAAUAAGGUGGAGAAUGGUAACAUGGUGAAGGAGGGAGAGCAGCAAGUUUAAAACAAAACAAAUGACAAAAUGCAAUUCAGGAUGGGCAGUGGAGAUAACAUAGGAAGUCAGAGGAAGCCAAAACGCUGGCAUAGACAACCAUCACUGCCAAGAAUGCAAAGCAAUGCUACGUUACUUCAACUAACACCCCAAAAGAUGAGUUUGAUUGAUAGUAUAGGAGAAGGAGAACAGACGGAAAUGGUAGCACCAAAAAAGACGGAUGAGGAAGGUAACAAACGAGUAAAGCUUCAAAACAAAACUCAGAUGCAUGAACCAGAAAAGGGGUACACCACAACCCUAUUAAAGACACCAAACAAUGCAGGACAUGAACAUGGAUGGAGGAAAGGCAGACCUUGUGCAGACACAAGGCCGCUAAGCCCAAUGAGUCUUAUAAGCUACAACUGUCGUGGUUUGGGGAACACCACGACAAUGAAGAGGGUAGCAACACUACUUAAAGAAACAAGAAGGUGAAUGGGAAGCAGUAAUGGAGGAAAUGGGAUGGGAGCAUGGCAGAGGAGUGGGAUCGAGAAAGAGAGUGGGUGGUUUACUUUUGAUGUGGAAAGAGCAUGUUCAGGUAACUGUUAAAGACUGUGAUGAUCACUAUAUCGAUGUAGCUGUAGAUGAGCAUGACCCAUUAAAUGCUUGGAGGCUAACUAGACUGUAUGGAUGGCCAGAGCAAGGAAAUAAAAAAAAGACUUUUGACUUAAUAAGAAGGCUGAAAAGAAAUAGUGAUCUGCCUUGGCUAAUGGUGGGUGACUUUAAUCAAGUUCUGAGGUACAAAGAGAAAAAUGGAACAACGUUGCCAGAUGAACAUAAUAUCGAGGAAUUUCGGGAAGCACUAAAUGAGUGUGGGCUUGAGGAUUUGGGAUAUAAUGGAAACAUAUUCACCUUAGACAAUGGGCGUGAAGAUGAAGAUUUUCUGGAAGAGCGGUAGGAUAGAAUGGUGGCCAAUUCUGAGUGGAGGGAGAUGUUUAAAGAGGCUCAAGUUUACCAUCUAAACAUAUGGGUAGGGGUGUUCAAACGGAUUGGUUACCGUGGUAACCAUAUUAACCGAUAGUAUUCGGUUAAUUUAGUUUGGUUAAUUUGGAUAAUUGGUUUGGUUUGGUUAAAUAAUUUAGCUUGUUUGGUUUAGGUUAUUUGGUUUGGUUUCAACUUUGCUAACCAAUGAAACCAAUUAACCAAAUAAAUAAUUAAUGAUAAUCUGAUAAUCUCCACUUUCCAGUUUCCACUGCCAUCAAGUGGGCCUCUCUCAACACCAAACAAAACCAAACGUUUGGUUUCCCUCUGUCAUCAAUCCCCAUUUCCAAUUCCCACUCCCCAGAACAUUGAACCCUAGAUUGAGAGGGAGAGAGAGACAAUCGAAUACAAAUAUUUCCAUUCAUAACUGUUCGAGAAUGGUAUCUGAAUCAAAAUCCACAUGAAUACAUGAUGCCUUCUUGAUUUUAUUUGAGUGGUAUUUGUUAAUCUUAUUCUUGUUUCUGUCAAGUGCUAUAUGUAAUAAUAACUAAUUAUGUUUAUUUUGUUAAUUUUUCAAGCAGGUGGGAACUAACUAACGUAGGCAUGGCAUUGCAUAUUGGCAGUAGCUCUUUUUGUACAUGUUUUUUAACAGCUACUAGACUUUCUUUUGGAUCACGUAUAAUACCAUGACAGCCAGCUCAUCUCAAACUAUGUAUAGUGUAAGUGUUUUGUAGGAAGAGAUUUUAACUUCCUGAUGAGGGGUAUAUGUAUGAAUUUAUGUUAAGGGUUUGUUGUAAGUUAACUAUAUUAGGUGCAUAUAUGAUGAAUGAUAUAUUAACUCGAACGAUGAUGAUAUGUUUUCAUGUAAUGUUAUGUUAUUUGGUUAAUCCGAUUAUCCGAUUAACCAAAACAAUUAAACUUUGGUUUGGUUAAUUUGGUUUUCGUGUUAAUUUGGACGGUUUGGUUAAGACAUUUAAUUCCAUGGUUAAUGAAGUUUAAGCUUAAUU
Messenger RNA from Linum trigynum, 2767 nucleotides. NCBI's taxonomy places the organism in Eukaryota, Viridiplantae, Streptophyta, Magnoliopsida, Malpighiales, Linaceae. The record is from the annotation of a GenBank genome assembly.